Messenger RNA from Racocetra fulgida, 831 nucleotides. Lineage: Eukaryota; Fungi; Glomeromycota; Glomeromycetes; Diversisporales; Gigasporaceae. The record is from the annotation of a GenBank genome assembly.
CCUAUAACUUCAUCUACUACCAUUACUCAAGAAAAAUCAAACUUGCCAAUUGAUUCUUAUUUAUUACGUCAAUUAAGUUUUAUUGAACAAAAAGCUAUUGAUAAAAAAAUUGCAUGCGUAUUUUAUGCAGAUGGUAUUCUACAUACCUUAAUUGAAAAUAAUUUCGUUAUUGUAGGUUUAAAAUCACUUCGACCUACUUAUAAUCCACCAUCUCGUUGGUCACUUAGUAAUAAUUUGCUAAGAGAUGAAUAUAAAGAAUAUAUUAAAAAUAACCAGUUACCUAAUCGAACUCAACAAGAUCAUCAAAUUAGAAUUUUAAUUGCUGAUAAAGACAAUUGGGAUAAUAUUUCAAUUUUAGCUGAGGUAUUACGACCUAUUGUAAAAUCUACUUUAUCUCUUGUUUAUAAAAAAAUGAUUGAUUUAAAAAAUUUAGAAUGUGAUAUUAAAAGUCCUAUUCAGGAUUCUGUAAUAACUAUUAUUACUGAACGAUUUAAUUAUAUGCAAAAUCCUAUAAUGCAAUUAGCAUAUCUUUUUGAUGGCCAUUUCUAUCUACAUUAUCAUUUUUGUCCUACAGCUUAUAUAUUAACUCAACUAUUUCAAGAAGUUACGCCAUAUAUUAGUAAUUUUGUUUCUAAGUCUGAAAAAGAAAUAUAUGCUGGAUUAUAUAGAGAAUAUGGAGAACUUGUAACUCGUCUUGAUACUAAUAUUAUAUUACAAGAAGCUGUAAAAGAAUUGCAUCCUCGUGAAUGGUGGAAGGAUGUUGAACAAGAAAUAGAUGAUGAAGCUAAUUGGGAAGAUUCUGAUGAUGAAGUUUUUUAUGAUAGUGAAUAG